CCCAACAAUACUAACACUAGUAAUCGGUCUUCUCUUGUAAAGUCUCAACCCCCCUCUUUUAUUGCCGAGUCCAUUGCACUGCACCGCAACUUCUCUCUCUAUAUCUCUUUGAUUUAUGAUUUAUGGCCAAAGGUGGUGGACUCUCCAUUGAUUCAGAUCCAAUUCGCUGCUUGUUCCCACUCAACCCAAUCUUCCACAACUUCUCCUCGUCUUCCGAAUAAAAUCACACCACCAACAACAUCGAACACCUCGAGUGCAAACUCAUGGAUGCCGCCGCCGCCGCCGCUGAUCGGUCUCUUCCAACCACCAUCCAAUUCCCACUCAAUCUCAACUGCUCUGGUGAUAAAAGGGCCGUCAUCGACGAGAUGGAUUUCUUCGCCGAGAAAAAACAGGACGACGAUCCUGUUAAUACCCACGUUGACGAUAUGAAAGAGGAUUCCAAAAAUCUUGCCGGAUUAGAGUUGAAUGUAAACACUGGAUUGAAUCUGCUUACUACGAAUACAAGUAGCGAUCAGUCUGUGGUGCUGGAUGAUGGAAUUUCAUCAAACAUGGAAGACAAGAGAGCAAAGAGCGAGAUGGCUGUUCUUCAAGCUGAGCUUCAGCGUAUGAACACGGAGAAUCAACGUUUGAGGGACGUUUUGAAUCAGGUGACGAGUAACUACAAGACUCUGCAGAUGCAUUUAGUUACAAUUAUGCAGCAGGACCAAAAACCUGAUAACAUCAAUGGACAAUUGAAGCAUGCUGUAAUUGAUGGGAAAGCUGAAGAAAAUAAAGUGCCUAGAAAGUUCAUGGAUCUUGGACUGGCUUCUCGUGCCACGGACACCGAGGAGCCUUCUCUGUCUUCGUCGAGCCAGGACCGGUCAGGAUCUUCGAGGGACAACGUAGAAGUGGCGUCGAAAGAGAUUGUAUUAGGGAAGAAUGUGGAUAGUGAAGAGAGGAGAAUUAGUGGAAGAGAGGAUAGUCCAGAUCAUGGUUGGGGGUCUAACAAGUUUCCGAAAUUCAGUUCUUCCAAAAAUGAUGAUCAAACAGAGGCCACCAUGAGAAAGGCUCGCGUGUCGGUCAGAGCAAGAUCAGAGGCUCCUCUGAUCACUGAUGGAUGCCAUUGGAGGAAGUAUGGGCAAAAGAUGGCAAAAGGAAAUCCAUGCCCUCGAGCUUAUUAUCGCUGCACCAUGGCCGCUGGUUGUCCAGUUCGAAAACAAGUGCAGAGAUGUGCAGAGGAUCGGACAAUACUAAUCACUACAUAUGAAGGCAAUCACAACCAUCCUUUACCCCCAGCUGCAAUGGCAAUGGCAUCGACGACUACAUCAGCAGCGCGAAUGCUGCUAUCGGGUUCUAUGUCAAGUGCUGAUGGACUAAUGAACUCCAAUUUCUUAAGCAGGACUCUCCUCCCAUGCUCUUCUAGCAUGGCCACUAUAUCAGCUUCAGCCCCAUUUCCUACUGUUACAUUGGACCUAACACAACCACCAAACUCUUUACAGUUCCAAAAGCCACAAAACCAUUUCCAUCUCCAAUUCCCAAAUGGAUCACCUGCUGCACAACUGCCUCAGAUAUUUGGUCAAACACUUUAUAACCAAUCCAAAUUCUCUGGCCUACAAAUGUCUCAAGAUACGGAACACCCCGCGCAAUUGCAAGCACCAGCAAUGCACCAGACAACAGACGUCCUCGACACAGUGAGCGCGGCCACCGCUGCUAUUACAGCCGAUCCUAACUUCAUGGCCGCUCUGGCUUCAGCGAUCACUUCAAUAAUUGGUGGUGCUCACCCAAACAACAUUACUAACAACAACACCAGCCUUGCCACCACCACCACCACCAGCACUGGCAAUAUUACUACCACUAGCAACAGCAACAACAACAGCAGCAACAAAGUUGGUAAUAAUUCAAAUUUUCCGGGGAAUUAAAGAUUAGUAUUUUUGGUUUCUUCCAUUCUUUUCUUCUUUGUUGUUCAAAACAGGAUUUACGUACUUAGAGAUGAAGUGGGAUAUUCAAUAUUUUCUUUUGCCGUCUGAAUAAUUUCUUCCGAGUCGUACGUGUCAACAUAAAGAGACGAAAAAGAGAAAAAUAAAGAACAGAAUUCACUGUUUUUUGUGUA
Tripterygium wilfordii is the source of this 2089-nucleotide messenger RNA. RefSeq names its product probable WRKY transcription factor 31. Bases 264 to 1898 code for a protein of 544 amino acids. NCBI's taxonomy places the organism in Eukaryota, Viridiplantae, Streptophyta, Magnoliopsida, Celastrales, Celastraceae. Gene Ontology annotation, biological process: regulation of DNA-templated transcription. The transcript is spliced from 5 exons. Gene Ontology annotation, molecular function: DNA-binding transcription factor activity; sequence-specific DNA binding. The record is from RefSeq and is a predicted model, not a curated record.